Messenger RNA from Amphibalanus amphitrite, 7161 nucleotides. Its product is annotated as fibrocystin-L-like. The transcript has 38 exons. The record is from RefSeq and is a predicted model, not a curated record. Lineage: Eukaryota; Metazoa; Arthropoda; Thecostraca; Balanomorpha; Balanidae. The coding region runs from base 1 to 7161 and encodes 2386 amino acids.
AUGCUACUUCUUACCCCGGAGCGCCGGCCGCCGGCCCGGCUCGGUCCCGACCAGCCCCUGUUCGUCCGCGAGGUGGGCGUCUCGACCUCGGCCGACCCGCUGUCCGUGGCGGUGACGCUGAGGGUGGCCGCCUGCGCCAACCAGCUACCCCUCAUCCGAGUGGCCGGAACCAACGCCAUCGCUACCGGCGACACGUCCACUCUGGACCGCCUGGCGAUGACGGCCGACGGCUGGGGCGACGGCGCCGUCACCAACGUGCGAAACGUCAGCGCCUCGCCGCCGCCGGCCGGCUCCUGGGACAUCGCCUUCAACGGAACGACCGUACAGGGCGUUCCGACCAACCUGACCUCGGAGGGUAUGACGCUGCUGCUGUCGACCCGUCUGUCUCUGCCGGGCCUGGUGGCGCAGCGGUGGGGCGAGUGCGACAAAUACCACUGGAACGUGGUGUUUAAACACCACGGCGGCCGCCAGCCGGGCAUCGCGCUGGACGGAGCCGACAUCCAGUUCCAGGGCGACAACCUCCACGUGGGCGUGUGGAAGCACCCGACGAGCGGUGACGGCCGGGUGACCCACGAGGUGCUGCCGGCCGACCUGACGCGGCUGCCGCGCCCGGCCGCGGGCCGCCAGCUCCGGGUCGCCGUCAGAGGCGUCACCGGACAGUGCGCCGCUGAUGACGACUGUGACGUCACCUUUGACGGCGGUCCGAGCCCCGAGAUGACGGCCGUCAGCGCCGAGACCGACGAUGCCUCCGGUGACACCACGAUAACGGUCACCGGCGCCAACCUCGGCACUUCUGCCGACGGUGUGCGGGUGGCCCUGGCGGGGCCGCUGGGGGAGCGGGAGCGGGCCUGCCCGGCCAGCGCCGCCGCCGGCUCAGAGCUCACCUGUACGGUGAAGGCGCUCCAGGCCGGGCGGUAUACAGUGGCGGUGACCGUCAGCGAUACAGGCCUGGCCUCCGGCUCCGGUGAGGUGUCGGUGGCGCCGCGCCUGUCGUCCGUCUCUCCCUCGGAGGGCAGCCGGCGCGGAGGGACCGUGCUCACCGUGCGGGGUCAGCGCCUGCCGCCCUCCGUCGCCGGCUGGAGGGACGGCCGGGUGACGGUCGGCACGGCCGACUGUGAGGUCACAGAGUCCAGCUCCACGGCCGCCAGCUGCCGGAUUCGCGGCGACGUGGGAGCUGCCGGGUCGGCGGCGGACGUGACGGUGACCUUUGGUGACCGGUCAGCCGCCCUGGAGGCCGCCUUCACCACUCUGUCAACUAACGCGGCCCUCACCGGCCUCAAUGUCACCACCGCCAGCGCCGCAGGCGGCGAAUACCUGGGCAUUACGGGCAGCGGGUUCGGCCGGCGCCGCGCCGACCAAUCAGUGGCCGUGGGCGGGGCCUCGUGUAACGUCACCAGCUGGACGGACACGCUGAUUGGCUGCCGUCUGCCGCCGCUGGGUCACGGCGAGCACACGGUCGAGGUCAACAGAGGUCAACUCGGGCUGGCCGAUAACAGCGCUGUCGGCCCCAUCUCGGUCACGUUCCGUGUGACGGACGUGUCGCCGCGCCUGGUCUCGGCCGCCGGCGGGGCGCUGGUCCGGCUCCGCGGCGCCGGGCUGGCCGCCGACUGUGGCCGGCUCGAGGUCAGCGCCGGAGACCUGUUCACCUGUGACCCCUUGACCUGUGACGAUACUGAGGUCAGGUGCGCCCUCCAGCGCCGCCGGCGGAGACACGUCAUCAGCAACAACGUCACUCAUCCGCGCUACGGCACCGGGUUUCUGUGGGAGCCGCAGCAGCUGACGGUGGCCCCCGGUGACCUGGUGACUUGGCGCUGGGCGCCGGGUCAGGUCAGCUCCGGAGCCGUGGGGUUCGCCGUCCACCAGACAGCCAGCCAGGACACGGACCAGUACAUGGAGGGAGGCUUCAACAGCGGGGAGAAGACCCAGCAGGGCUCGUUCACGACAAUGCUGGAGGACAUUGGCAGUGUGUUCUACUCGGGCCCCCCGGCCGGGCUGAACGUGCCACGUAUGCGCGGAGUGAUCACUGUGGCGGCGCCGCCAGUCGGAGAGAGCCCCAUCUCUGUCCGGCUGGGGACCGUGGAGGCAGUGCACGAGCCGGCCACAGAGGACGUUCCGGCGUUCGAGCCGUCCGACCUGUGCUCGCCGGACGCCGGGCCCGACUCGUGUGCCGCUCCAGAGGACCCCCUGGUGGUCCGGUCAGCUGACUGCGUCACGCCGCGCGUCACAAACGUCACUGUCACUCAGGGAGGCGACGGGGGCUUGCUGUCGGCUGAGUCAGAGCUGACCAUCUCCGGCUCGGGUUUCUCGACGACCGUCUGCCACAACCGGGUGAUGAUUGGCGCCGGCCCGUGUGACGUCACGGCGGCCACGGCCAAUCAGCUGACGUGCCGGCCGGUUUCCUCUGCCGGCCUGCCGCACGGCCCCGGCCAGCCGCUCACACUGACCGUCGCCAAUAGGGGAUCAGCGGUGAUUGACGUGGCGGCGUCUCUGAAGUACUUCCGGUGGGAGCCGACCGUUUCCGGUGCGUCUCCGGCCAGCGGCUCCCCGACGGGAGGCACCCUGCUCAGAAUAACGGGCACGGGCCUGCUCUCCGGCUCUGCGGACGCGCCUCCUCGUGUGACGGUCGGCUCGGCGCCCUGUGUGGUCCAGCAGGUCACCCUAUCCGAGCUGACCUGCCGGACCCCGCCCGGAGUCGCCGGGGACCCCCAGCCGGUCACACUGCUCUGGCAGGACGCCGAGGGACAGAUCAGGACUAUCGGCAACAUGACGUUCACCUAUGACGCGACCAAGACACCGACCCUGUCCUCCGCUGAGCUCACCUCUGGCGCUCAGCGGACGCUGACCCUCUCCGGGGCUCAGCUCGGCACCGACCCGGCCAAAAUCAGCGUGCGGCUGGUCCCCCGCUCUGCCGAGAGGAGGAAGAGAGAGGUCGGAGAGGAGACACCCGAUGACGUCCGUCCGGGAGACGAUGACGCACCCGUGCCGAAUCUGGAGGACGUCAUCAGCCUGGAUGACGGCGCUGAAGAAGAGCCGGCGGUGGCGGCCGCGCGCCGCGAGGACGCCGCCUUCUGGCGCCGUUUCUGUCAUGGCGACUGUGACAGUUUCGGCGCGUUUGUGACGAGCGGCCAGCUGCGCUCCGCCGGCUCCGGCCCGGCCGUCCCCGUCACCGGAGCGGCGGUACCUUCAGCGGCCUCCGAACCCGAGCAGGACUUUGUUGAGCUCACCCCGGAGUACGUGAGUGCGCUGCACGAGGUGGCGCGGGGCGGCGGCCGCGCUCGGAGGCGGGUCCACCUGCUGCGGCGCCGGCGGCGGUCCGUCUCUGCCGACUCGGCCGCCCAGGAGCUGACCUGUGACUCCGUGACCGUCACGGACGCCGGCGUGACCUGCCAGCUGCCGGACGACCUCUCCGGCUCGUUUGACGUCGCGGUGCAGGUGGCCGACCUGGGGACCACGGACGGUACCGUCACAGUGGCCGUCACACCCUCUGUGACCACCGCCAGCCUGCCGGCCGGCUCUCAGCACGGUGGGGCGCGGAUCCGGCUGGACGGAGCCGGGUUCGGCGAGGACGUCUCGGUCACUAUCGGCGGAUCCGAGUGCACCGUGAGUGCCCGGAGUGCCACCAGCGUGGAGUGCCUGACGCCGGCCGGUGAGCUGGGCACUCAGCCGGUGGUGGUGAGCUCCGCGGGUCAGUCGGUGAACGGGCCAGAGUACACGUACUCGGCCGACAGCACGCCCGUCAUCACAGUGGUCAGCAGCGCGGACAGCUCGGAGACGACGGUGGUGUCUGGUCAGGGCACGGCGCUGGGCUCGGCAGCCGGCUCGUACCUGACGGUCGGCGGACGGCGGUGUGCCGUCACCGCGCUCCAGGACACCGAGUUCUCCUGCGAGCUGGAGUCGCACCUGCCGGGCGGUCAGCACCUCGUGACGUUCCACGCGCCGGAGGGGGGCGGUGACUCGGCUCCCGCCGACCUCACCGUAUCACUGGAGGUCACAGCAGUGGCGCCCGCAGCAGCUGGCCUGACGGGCACCACGCUGACGAUCACUGGCGGCAAAUUCGACACGGUGUCACCGGUCAGUGUCACCGUGUGUGACACGCCGUGUCAGGUGACCGGUGUCACCAGCACCACUGUCACCUGUCUAGCCCCGUCCGUCACCGAGGCGCCGGCGGCGGCCUGUGACGUUGUAGUGACGUUGACGGGCGGCGCGUCAGUAUCAGCUUACGCCGCGUUCACGUAUGACGGCUCGCUGACGGCGUCAGCCACGUCAGUGACGCCGACCCGGGGCAGCACCGCCGGGGGUACCACCAUCACUGUCACUGGCUCCGGCUUCGCGGAGACCGGUAACGCUGUCACCAUUGACGGCGUGACGUGUGACGUCACCAGCGAGAGUGCGACCUCAGUGACGUGCGUCACCAACGGCCACGUCGGGCCGGGAGUCUUCAGCGUCAUGGUGGACGUGCCCGGCAUCGGAUUUGCCCAGCCGGCGGAGGGCGCUCAGUUCCAGUACGUGGACCGGUGGUCGUCGCCUUUCACCUGGGGCGGCUCCGACCCGCCUUCUGACGGACAGUCUGUCAGCAUCACCGCCGGACAGACCAUACUGCUGGACACCAGCACGCCAGUGCUGAGACUCAUACUGAUUGACGGCGGUGAGCUGAUUUUCGACCCGGACGCUCCGUUCCUGGAGCUGAACGCCGAGUACAUUGUGGUGGUGGGCGGCGGGCGGGUGCAGAUCGGCACCGAGGAGAGCCCCCACCAGGGACAGGCGGCCAUCACACUGCACGGAAACGUCCGCGCCACCGAGCUGCCCGUCUACGGAGCCAAGGUUCUGGCCGUCCGUAACGGCACGCUGGAACUGCACGGCCGGCCGCUGGACGUGACGUGGACGUACCUGGCCAGCACGGCCGCCGCCGGCGCCACGUCCAUCACGCUGGACCGGGCCGUCGGCUGGGCCGUGGGAGAUGAGAUCGUCAUCGCCACCACCGGAGACAAGUUCUCCAUGGGCGAGUCGGAGAAGCGCGUCAUCUCGGCGGUUUCCGAGGACGGCCUGACGCUCACCCUGGACACUCCGCUGGCGUUCGAGCACAUCAGCUCGGAGCAAACGUUCGCCGGGCAGACGGUCCGUAUGCGUGCGGAGGUCGGACUGCUGACCCGCAAUGUGAAGGUGCGCGGCUCGGUAAAUGAUGAGUUCACAGAGGAGGUGCGGGCCUGUGCCGCCGGCUUCCAGCCAGGCCAGUUUGACGUGCAGACGUGUUUCCACGGCCGGUACGGCGCCGAGACGGUCACCGAUCAGUUCGGAGCCACCGUCAUGAUACACGCCAAGUACCAGAACCAGCACCUCGUCACCGGCCGCAUCGAGUAUGUCGAGGUCACCGAGGCCGGGCAGGCGUUCCGUCUGGGCCGUUACCCGAUUCACUUCCAUCUGAACGGGAACGUGACGGGCUCGUACGUGCGGGGCUGUGCCAUCCACCGCACCUACAACCGGGCCGUCACCAUCCACGCCGUGGACUAUCUGCUCGUGGAGCACAACGUGGCGUACAACACCAUGGGUCACGCAUUCUUCACCGAGGACGGCAUCGAGGCCUACAACGUGAUCCAGUACAACCUGGCCGUGUUCACGCGGACAUCGUCCUCCCUGCUGAACGUGGACGUCACGCCCGCCUCCUACUGGGUCGUCAACCCCACCAACAUCGUCAGACAUAACGCGGCGGCGGGCGGUAGCCACUUCGGUUACUGGUACCGCACGGAGGCCCACCCGAGCGGGCCGAGCUUCACCACCAGCUACUGUCCCAACCACGCGCCCAUGGGAGAGUUCUACAACAACAGCGCCCACUCCUUCGGAAGGUACGGCCUGUGGGUGUUCUCAAUGGACGGCUACUUCCCUCUGAGCGGCGGUGAGGACACGUGCACCGGACAACCGGACGUGGCCCGCUUCGGACAGUUCCUGGCCUGGCGCUGCGAGCGAGGGGCAGAGGUCGUACUCGGAGGCGCCCUACGUUUUGAGAAUUUCACCGUGGUGGAUAAUGAGAUGGCCGGACUGGAGAUGGUCAAGGUCAAGGGACCGUUCGGAAACGACGGACCAGGUGUUUUGAACGCUCUAGUAGUCGGUCGCUCAGCGCUGGCCGGCGAAGCCUGCACUGAGAGCGGCAUCAUCACGCCCAAGCAGUACAUCUUCAGCGUGGACGGCGCCACGUUCGUCAACUUUGACGGCGCGUGCACGGCGCUGACAGCCUGCUCGCAGUGCAAGCCGGAGCAGGGCGGCUUCCACCACCAGUUCCGCCGGGUCGUCUACGACAACGCGCCGAAUAAGAUGAAGUGGAAGUGGACGCACGAGAGCGUGUUCCACGACACGGACGGCUCUCUGAGCGGGGAGGAGGACGGCGUGGUGCUGCCCUGGACGGACAUCCUGCCGGCCGACCGCUGCACCAGGGGCCUGGCCGGCUUCGACCUCAACCCCGCGGUGGUGACGGCCGUGUGUGACUCCUCCGUCUCCAUCCACCGAAUGGCGUUCAACCAGCCCACGCCCUCCAGCCUGCUGUACAAGGCCGUCAACUUCACCUCCCGCCACGGCACGGCCACGGCCAACUGGCAGAAGAAGCGUCUGACACACCCCUCGGGCUGGAUGGCGCUGCUCGUCGGCGGCGAGACGCACAACCUUCAGUUCGCCGACUCUGACCAGCUGACCAACAUAUCGUACACGGCGCGGUUCUACUUCCUGAAGCCGGAGGACCGGCUGGCCGUAUCCCACUCGAUGCUGCAGCGGCCCGACCGGCUGCAGGCGGGCGGCGCGCCCUCCAACGGCUCCGGGCCACCGCUGGACUUCAGCGCCGGCCGGCACGGCGACAUUCACUGGGACAACGACACCUACACCAUGUCCUACAUGGUUGCCGGUCAGACCCGCUCUCGGCGCGCGGCCGGUCCGUUCGAGGACCGCGACAAGGGCGCGCAGCGGGACGUCCGUCUGGUGGUGGAGCGGUGCUUCUUCGAGGGCUGUGUGCCGCCGCCGGCUCCGACGGUGCCGACCGGCCGGCCCGACACCGUGCAGCUGUGGUCGCAGGCCGCUGACGGACAGUGGGCCGUGCCCGGGGAGAUGGAGGACGUCACAAUCCCCGCCGACCUGUGGGUGCUGACCGCUGUGACUGUGUUUCAGACCUGUGGAUGCUGA